Aureococcus anophagefferens is the source of this 869-nucleotide messenger RNA. RefSeq names its product expressed protein. The record is from RefSeq and is a predicted model, not a curated record. Lineage: Eukaryota; Pelagophyceae; Pelagomonadales; Pelagomonadaceae. The transcript has a single exon. The annotation marks the transcript as partial.
CGCCGCCGCCGUCGGAGCGCGCGACCGCCGAGGGCUCCGAGGACGCGCCCGCGGCCGAGGGCUCCGAGGACGCGACGGCGGCCGAGGGCUCCGAGGACGCGACGGCGGCCGAGCUUCAGGGCUGGAAGGCCCUCCUCGACGAGGGCCUCAUCGACGACAUCGACUACGCGGCGAAGGCGGCCGAGAUCCGGGACCGCGACGGCGCGACCGACGUCGCGUCUGGGGACGUCGAGCCCAUGGCGCUCGCGAGCGACGCCGACGACGCCGCGGCGACGGGCGACGCCGCGGCGCGCGAGUCGUCCCUCCACGCGCUGCUCCGCGAGCUCGACGGCUUUUGCACGGUCGCGGAGCGGACGAAGCCGUCGGCGACCGAGGGCGAGGCGGUGAGCUGCUGCGACGGGCUCACGGUCUCCCGCUUCGCCUCCGUCGUGCACAAGCUCGCCGAGGCCGUCGUCGCGGGCGUGCCGACGGCGGACGAGGCCGAGGACCUGCUCAAGGUCUUCUCGCGCGUGCGGGCGCUCGGCGUCGUCGAGCACGACCGGCUCCACGGCGUCUUCCACGUGCUCCACCUGGUGCUCAAGCAGGACUUCGAGUUCCAGGGCCGCGCGCUCGUCCAGGCGCGGAACCUGACGAAGGUCGGCCCGAGCGGCGCGGAGGCCGGCCAGGAGGUGCGCAAGAAGCUGCACCACGUCCGCGUCCGCCUCGCGGGGACGUUCCUCGCGCUCCUCGCGGCGUUCUACGCCGACGAGGCCUACCGCGAGCGCUUCGAGGCGCUCUCCCGCGACGCCUUGGGCAAGGUCGCCGCGGGCCAGUUCCUCUCGCUCAUCGUCGACUACCUCUCCAGCGACGGCGGCGGCGGCGAUCGACAC